Racocetra persica is the source of this 122-nucleotide messenger RNA. The record is from the annotation of a GenBank genome assembly. NCBI's taxonomy places the organism in Eukaryota, Fungi, Glomeromycota, Glomeromycetes, Diversisporales, Gigasporaceae.
AGACGUAGAUGGAAAAGAAAUCUUAAUAAUUGUUUGCCAAGAAAAAAAUGAUGAUAAUACUAAUUGUAAUACAUCAUAUGUUUAUACUAGCGGAUCAACAGGAAAUGCAAUCUCCGAAAUGC